AGAGGAAGCUAAAAACGGGAAAGGUUUUAAAUCAAUGCUCCUGAAAUCAAUCUGCAUAAGGGAAAGAAAAGAAAUAUAUUUUUUUUAAUAAAAAAUAAUCAGUCAAGCCCUGGCUUUCAGGUCAGAGCUCCGGUUCAGUCCGUGCCAGUGAAGCGCUCGAUAUUAACCGCGUUUUAAAAUGUCGACCGGGCAGCUGGCCGGUUAUUCCCCCAGUUUCAAGAAGCCGUCGGAGACGCUGAGGCUGAGGAGGAAGCGGGCCCGCAGCUCGCCGCGCCUCGGCCUCUCCUCGGACCCACCGUCGCCGGCUGAGAAAGAGGAGCCGGGCCGCCACAACAAACGGCAGAGGGGCAGGAGGAACCCGUUCGUCAACAUCGGCAACACCGGGUGGCUGUCGGGGGCAGAGGCCGGGGCGGGCUGGCCCGAGGAGACCGGCAAUCCCCUGCACCGCUCGCUCUCCGCCCAAGAGUGGAAGACCGCGGCCGCCGCCGGCAAAGCGAAACCGAGCAGCUGCGAAUGGGACGGCCAGGUGUCUUCUAAGAAAGAUGAAGAUUCCAUGUGGGAAGGCGAAGACUUAAUUUCUCAAGUGCAGUCAGGCCCUGUACUAAUUCAGAACUUACAGAAUCCUGAAGCAUUAUCUGAAUGCACAUCUUUACCCAAAGAGUUUCCUGCAGACUGGAGUGUCAAAACAUGGGUACUUUUCAAAUCCCCUUACCCUUUUACUUGGACAGGUCAUCUCAAGGCAUCAGAGGAAGCCAAAGGGUUAAUACAGCACUGUCGUUCCUCAGUAGUUGAUUUCCCUCUGCAUAUAGAGGACCCAAGAUCAUGCACAGAUUUACGCUGUGCAUUUCAGCAGAGUCUUGUAUACUGGCUUCAUCCCUCUCUGCCAUGGCUAUCGCUUUUCCCUCGAAUAGGAGCAGAACGGAAAAUGGCAGGCAAGAACAGUCCGUGGUCACAAGAUGUAGAACUCCAGCAAGUGCUAAUGAGUGAAUGGUCACUCAGCUUUAGUUCAUUAUAUAACUUACUACGAGCCAAGCUUUGCCCCUUUUUCUACUUCUGCACAUAUCAAUUCACUGUCCUGUUCCGGGCACCUGGAGUAGCAGGGAGUGGUGUGCUGACGGCUGUUAUUUCCCCUACAACAAGGGGCCUUAGAGAAGCUAUGAAAAAUGAAGGGAUCACAUUUUCCUUGCCCUUGCUGGAAGAUGGUAAAAAUGGAAAGAAAAAAGUAAACGAAACUGCAGAUGUGGAAAGAGACACUCUAGGUUUUGAAACACAGGAAGCAAGCUCAGACAUUCAUAAAGAACAAGCUGGUAGUAGUGAUGAUGAUGAUGGAGGGUUUUCCUGGCUCAAGGAGAUGGGAGUACAGGACAAAAUUAAGAAGCCUGAUUCCGUGUCCAUUAAACUUCGUAAGGAGCACAAUGUGGUCCGUAUGGACCAUAAGCCUGAAUCAGCUGCACUGGUGAAGGGCCUUCACACAUUCACUUUGUUGAACUUCCUGAUAAACAAUAAGAGUAUUGUAGCUGGAUCUGGACCCCAGGCAGGGCUUCCACCUACUCUCUUGGCACCUGUUGCAUUCAGAGGAGCUACUAUGCAGACAUUAAAGGCCCGAAGCAUUAAUGUUAGGACACAGAAUCACUCUGGGAUGAUGGAAUCCCACAGUCUUGAGAUCACUGGUCCCAUCAUGCCUCACUCCCUCCACUCUCUGACACUAAUGUUGAAGUCGGCACAGAAAGGAAGAUUCACAGCCAGCUUUCUCACACAUGAACCAACUUCUGUGUUUAAUGUAGCUCUCAAAAUGGAGCAACAUGAAAACAAGGACCUGUCUUCAGAUGAGCUGUCUAAUAGUGGUCUACACCCUGAAACUCUGAAUCAACUGAUGCAGCAGCCAACCUUUGGAAAAUCCUCUAUGAAGCAUCUAGAAAUGAAUGACUACAAAUAUACCUGGAAAUUAUGAACUCUACCAGCAAUUUUAGUGGUAGCUGUGAUUUCCUUAAAAAAAAUUGUUCUGUCAGUAGAUGCUUUUGUUUUAGGUGUUCAGCAACAUGCAGGUGUGAAGCUUGAGAAAACUACAGAUGGAUUUUAUCUGUGAAAGUUGAUGAAAGCAAUGAAGGAGCAACAAACAUUAAGUGUAUUAAUUGACCACAUCCAUGCCAUUAUUAAUGUAGUAUUGUACAUUUGUAUUAGCUGUACUAUCUAAAAUUAGGUUUCUUUAAUAUAACAAGUGCAUAUCAUAUUUUUAAUAAUGUGGAAAUUCAAAGCUGGGGUUGUCAUGGGCUGCUAUUUGUAAAGUCCUCUUUGAUUUUCAUUGCAAAGGCAUCUAGUGAGAUUUCCCAUUAUUGUUUACAGAUCGGUCCUACUGUCAGAGCCCACUCCAGCAAACUAAGAGCUGUUUUUCCCUCUGGAAAUGGUGUGGCAUUAAUAGGUAGGAUGAUGUUCUUUAACUUUAUAAGAGGUUAUAUGACAAAAAUGGGAUUUUAUUUGUCUUUUGUUUUAAAUAGAGUAUACAUAUAUUAUCAAUAUCAGAGAACUUUGUCCAGAAUCUCAAUUUUCUUUGUUUUAUCUCAGUUAGGUUAUAGACGGAAAUGCAGAUACCUUUAAGUUCUCUUGUGGUAACUGUUCAGCUGUUGAUUAAUCGAUCAUGCAUAUGUGAUCUCAAUGUAAUUUUAUUUCAUAUUCAUGGCUAGCUUCACAAAAAGUAGCCUGUUAUCUGUUUGCAUGAGGUCUUUCAGAGGGCUGUUUUAUUCAACUUUUUGGUGAGUUAAAAAUAUAAUUUCUAACUUAGGUGUGUUUUUAAAACAAAACAGCCCAAUCUAGUCAAAUAACAGACACCACAAGAAAAUAAAAUUUCUAGAAGAAUCACCCCAUUAUUUAAUUGGAUGUUCACCUGUUCAAAUUCAACGAAUUAAAAGACAACGUUUGGAGAAU
Carcharodon carcharias (great white shark) is the source of this 2922-nucleotide messenger RNA. Its product is annotated as protein downstream neighbor of son homolog. Gene Ontology annotation, cellular component: nucleus. The record is from RefSeq and is a predicted model, not a curated record. NCBI's taxonomy places the organism in Eukaryota, Metazoa, Chordata, Chondrichthyes, Lamniformes, Lamnidae. The coding region runs from base 179 to 1951 and encodes 590 amino acids. The transcript is spliced from 10 exons. Gene Ontology annotation, biological process: nuclear DNA replication.